This is a messenger RNA of Zophobas morio, 637 nucleotides long. RefSeq lists its product as uncharacterized. The transcript has 2 exons. Bases 88 to 519 code for a protein of 143 amino acids. The record is from RefSeq and is a predicted model, not a curated record. NCBI's taxonomy places the organism in Eukaryota, Metazoa, Arthropoda, Insecta, Coleoptera, Tenebrionidae.
UGUAGCACCUGCUUAAGUCUAGAUCUCAGUCAUCACAAACUUAAAACUGAACGACAUUAUAUAUUUGCAAGGCAGCAAGACUCCAUUAUGUGGCUAUCCAAAACUUUUCUUUUCUUAGUAGUUACUGUCUUCAUUGCUGAUGUUCCACCCACAUUUAGCAUAGACACCCAUUUUAUUAUUAAGAACUUUAUUCUAGCAGAUGUUGUGGAUACGGCAAUAGAAAUUGCUAAUCCUGACGACUGGGAAGACGGACAGGGUGUUAAAGGCAAUGCAAUGGGUCUCAUCAUUCCGCUGUAUAGAUUUGUUGAUUUAAUAGAAAAACUUGCCUCUGAUGCAGAAAGCAAUUAUUUUAAUAUGACACUGUAUUACAACGAUGCAAGUACUGAUACGUUUAGUGCAAAUUUAAGAUCAGCAAUUAAUGAAGGAGCAGUUGAUCUGCAACAGUCUGGUGACCACAGGAUUGCCGCUACAGCGCUGUAUAAUGAAAACACACUUCUUAUUACCAUAAAUGCUGAGUAAUGUAAAUACUUAUUUGGAAAUCCGCGUAUACAAUGCGCAAUUUUACUUUUGUUUCAAUAAAAAAAUACUUGAGAUAAAAUUGCGUAUUUUAUCUCAAGUAUUUUUAUUUUUAUAACAA